AUGUUGUUCAUCAAGGCCAUCACUCUGACGGGACUCGCCGUGAGCCAGGUUGCAGCUCAUGGUCUCAUCACUCGUGUCAAAGGCCACAAUGGCAUUGACAUGCCUGGACUGACGAUUCAGGAUGGAAUACCCCGGGAUUGCCCAUCUGCUGCAUGCGGCGCCCAGAAAGACACGGCCAUCAUCCGAGAUGCUGAGUUUGGCAGUGUCAAGGCCUCCCCCUUGGGUCGUACUCUUGGUGGAGGUCCUGUGAACCCUGCCAUUGUUAUCAACAACUUCGUCGGUGCUGGAAAGCAGAAGCGCUCUCGUCUUCCAGCCAGUCACAGACGUAUCCAGGACCUUGCGGACGCAACACCCUUUGGUGGAACCAUCAAGAGUAUCCAAUCCACAAUUGACGAUGCCAUGGCCAUCCUUCCCGGAACCCAGUCCGGUACAGUGACAGGCAAAGGUGCCAAGGAGAACGGCAUGCAGCUGUAUUCUGGAAAAGGUGCCAGCACCGGCCUCCCUACUGCUUCUCCGGAAGGUGUAGUGACCAUGAUCUACCACCAGGUUAACCAGGAUGGUGCGGGUCCUCUUUCUGCUGAAAUCGACCCUUCCAGCGGAGGCACCGAUGCAAAGGCCUUCAAGAGCGCCCGUGUCAUUCAGAACAUCCCUGGCGUUGCGGGCUUCUCCACCUCUAGCACCAUGGAUUAUGCUGUCAAGGUCCAGGUCCCUCAGGGAAUGAAGUGCACUGGAACCGUUGGAGCUGCUAAGAAUGUCUGCAUUGUGCGGGUACGUAAUAAUGCUAUUUCGGGUCCAUUCGGAGGCUCUGCUGCUUUUACGCAGUAG
Messenger RNA from Aspergillus caelatus, 825 nucleotides. Its product is annotated as DUF3129 domain-containing protein. The record is from RefSeq and is a predicted model, not a curated record. The transcript is spliced from 5 exons. Lineage: Eukaryota; Fungi; Ascomycota; Eurotiomycetes; Eurotiales; Aspergillaceae. The coding region runs from base 1 to 825 and encodes 274 amino acids.